AUGGAUAAUAAAACUGGUUACUAUAAAAAGGCAUAUAUAAGGACGGAGUUCCCAGAGAAAAUAUAUUCAACUGAUAAUUUUGGAAAAACAGCAAACAAGAUCCUUUCUUCUCUUUUAGAGUUAACCUCUUCUUCAAUUUUGAAUGAGCAAUUACAAAAUGAAAUAAAUCAAGGAAUAGAUCAAAUACAAGUAAAGACUUACUAUGAUGAAAUUGAGAGAAUGCUAAAUAAUGAGCUGGAUUUGGAGAAAGAUAUGCACAUGAAGUAUGUGGACACAGCUAUUUUGGAAAGGUUGAAGAAUUUAAGUCCAACAAGAGUUACAAGAAACCGUUUGUCUAGGAUUCCUGGGAAAAUUGUAAGGAUUCCGUCUGGAUUAGUAAGUUUACAGGAAAUGGAACAAAAAAGAAGAAAAGAAAUUUCCUGGAAUUCUUAUUAUUUGACAAGACUAUGUAGAAGUACUAGAUUAAGAAGACAAUUUGUGAGUGUUAAUAGUAUAGUUUUACCUCAUUAUCAAUCAAGAAAAAGAUUUUUUGAUUCUAUUAGUAAUGACACAGAAAAAGAAAGAGUCAAAGAAGGGACAACUAUUGUUACUGUUUCAUUUUAUCACCAAAUAAGAGGUAUGAAGAUUUCAGAAUUUGACAUUCUGGAUACACAAACAUUAUCAGAUUUGAGAGAUUCAUUUAUAUGUCAUGACUCAAAACAAGAAGAAGAAUUACUGGGAUUUCACCCUUCAGGAGAUUGUUUUGAGAUUAAUGGGGAUUUAUAUUUAGAUGGAAGUGAUGAUAUUAAGUCAAGCUUUGUUAAUACUUUAAGAGAUUUUACUAGUAAACCUAAUCCUGGGACUUUUGAAAUGAAAAGUACAAAGAUAUCUCACUUAAAGAUUCCAAUCAACUCACAUUCUAGUUAUAUUCACUCUGGUGAUUGUGAGCAUAGAGUAACUUUUACUAAUAUUAGAUUAUUUAAUCCAAAUUAUGAUUCCCCAUACAAAGAUGCUUAUCCUAUACAAAUUUACUCUCAUAGCAGAACUAUUACUUUUUGUGAAAUAUGUGGAGUUAACCAAGUUAGUAAGGUUAUUUUCAACUCUGUAAAUCUUCCAAGAAACCCAAGUCAGCUAUGUGACUCCUGUACUUUUGCAUUUCUUUAUGAUAAGAACACAAAACAGACUAUAGAAAAGUGUAUUAUUCGAAGUAUUAACAAUAGAUAA
Molecule: messenger RNA, 1203 nt
Organism: Cryptosporidium ubiquitum
Lineage: Eukaryota; Apicomplexa; Conoidasida; Eucoccidiorida; Cryptosporidiidae
Exons: 1
Coding region: 1-1203 (400 amino acids)
Biological process (GO): snRNA transcription by RNA polymerase II; snRNA transcription by RNA polymerase III
Cellular component (GO): snRNA-activating protein complex
Molecular function (GO): RNA polymerase II cis-regulatory region sequence-specific DNA binding; RNA polymerase III type 3 promoter sequence-specific DNA binding; bent DNA binding
Source: RefSeq, a predicted model, not a curated record